CCCUGCUAAAACCCCUUUUGAAGUUCGAAGUUGCACUACAUUUUUCAUUUUUAUAGACCAAAUCAAUGAGAAUUGAGUCGGAAUGCCAAUGCUUAUGCCCCAAGUCACAAACCUCCGUCUCCUCUUCUUUUCCCCUUUCCCUCGUCUCUCAUUAUCUUCCCUCAGUCUUAAACCCUUAAAACCUCGCACUCUCUUCACCGCCCUCGCUUCCUCCUACCGAAAACGACACCGUCCCAUUCCCAACCAAUCUCCCAAUCCUGGUGCCAGAAACAAAACCACUCUCAGAGAGAGUAGAGGCAGAGACAAAGCAAUGGAGGAAACUAAGGAGACUGAGACUGCUGGGUUCAAUAAGAGAAGAGCAGAGGGUAACGAUAAGAAUGAUAGGCCCAAGAAGAACCUUCAGCGAAAAGUGCGCACGCUCAAUCCUAUCAAUACCCUAUCUUAUGUGCAGGUACUAGGGACUGGAAUGGAUACUCAGGAUACAUCUCCUUCGGUGUUGCUAUUCUUUGACAAGCAAAGAUUUAUAUUUAAUGCUGGGGAGGGAUUGCAAAGGUUCUGCACAGAGCAUAAGAUUAAGUUGUCAAAGAUUGAUCACAUAUUUCUCUCUCGUGUCUGCUCGGAGACUGCAGGUGGACUUCCAGGUUUGCUGUUGACUUUGGCUGGCAUGGGUGAAGAAGGAAUGUCUGUCAAUGUAUGGGGUCCAUCAGAUCUCAAGUAUUUGAUUGAUGCUAUGAGGUGUUUCAUCCCAAAUGCUGCCAUGGUUCACACUCGGAGCUUUGGGCCCUCUGUUGGGGGUCUUAUGGCUAGUCAAACAAAGUUUACAGAGCCCAUUGUUCUUGUUGAUGAUGAAGUUGUCAAAAUAUCAGCCAUUGUUCUACAACCAAUUUUCUCGAACGGAGCUCAGCUCCUGAAUGAAUUAUCCAUCACUCAGAAUCCUACAGAAAAGGUUUUUAAUGACGGGGUGGAUGUGUCAAAACCCUUUAGUCCUAAUGGAAAAAAUUCACCUACUGGAAAGCCUGGUGACAUGUCUGUCAUUUAUGUCUGUGAAUUACCUGAGAUCAAAGGGAAAUUUGACCCUGAAAAAGCUAAAGCUUUGGGUCUUAAACCAGGGUCUAAAUAUCGGGAACUGCAACUUGGGAAUUCAGUGAAGUCAGAUUUUCAAAACAUCACGGUUCAUCCAAGUGAUGUAAUGGACCCGUCUAUUCCUGGUCCAAUUGUGUUUCUUGUCGACUGCCCAACGGAAUCUCAUUUGCAGGAGUUGUUAUCCAUGCAAUGUCUCAGUAGCUAUUAUGCAGAUUUCUCGGGCCCGCCAGAGAAUGCUAAUGUUGUGACUUGUGUCAUUCAUUUGGGUCCUGCUUCUCUAAUAAGCAAUCCUAACUACCAAAGCUGGAUGAAGAGAUUUGGUUCAGCCCAACAUAUCAUGGCUGGACAUGAAAGGAAGAAUGUGGAGAUUCCGAUUCUAAGAUCGAGUGCAAGAAUUGCAGCUCAACUUAACUAUCUGUGUCCACAGUUCUUUCCAGCUCCAGGUUUCUGGUCUCUUCAGCACCUUGAUUGCUUGGCACCAGAAUCCACUCCUUCAAGUGAGGGUUCUGUUUCAAAGGUUUGUGAAAGCAUUUCCGCUGAAAACCUCCUCAAGUUCACUUUGCGUCCUUAUGCUCGUCUUGGAUUAGAUAGGUCGGUUAUUCCAAGUCAGGUGGCGUCCUCAGAAAUCAUUGAUGAGUUACUUUCAGAGAUUCCCGAGGUUGUAGAUGCUGCCCAAUGUGUUAGUCAGUUAUGGCACCAGUCCACAGAAACAAAGGAAGAGAUAAGGUUAACUCAUGAUGAUAAAGUCAUAGUUGAAGAGCCAUGGUUUGAUGAGAAUACUCUUCCUAGUUGUUUGGAAAAUAUAAGAAGAGAUGACUUGGAGAUAGUUCUUCUAGGGACUGGAUCAUCUCAGCCAUCUAAAUAUCGCAAUGUCAGUUCUAUCCAUAUCAAUCUUUUCUCUAAAGGAGGUUUACUUUUAGACUGUGGUGAAGGAACCCUGGGACAGCUGAAAAGAAGAUAUGGCGUAGAGGGUGCUGAUAAUGCUGUGAGAGGUCUUAGGUGUAUUUGGAUUUCUCAUAUUCAUGCUGAUCACCAUACGGGGUUGGCAAGAAUACUUACUCUGCGACGUGAUUUGUUGAAGGGAGUGCCUCACGAGCCAUUACUUGUUGUUGGACCGAGAAAACUUAAAUUCUUUUUGGAUGCAUACCAAAGACUUGAAGAUUUGGAUAUGCAGUUCCUUGAUUGUAAGCACACCACCGAAGCUUCCUUACAUGCUUUCGAGGGCGUUACUGAAACAAAUAAGGAUCACUCUUUUCUAGGAAGUCCAACUAGUUUCGAGGACCUAAUAGAUAAAAAUACAGAUAGGCAAGUGGCACAGAAAGUUGAUUCUACUCUAUUUGCUAAAGGAUCGCGUAUGCAGAGCUAUUGGAAGAGACCGGGUAGUCCUGUUGACAACAAUGUAGUCUUUCCAAUUUUAAAGAGCUUGCAAAAAGUGCUCGAGGAAGCAGGUUUGGAAGCCUUGAUGAGUUUUCCUGUCAUCCACUGCCCACAGGCAUUUGGUGUUGUCUUGAGGGCUUCGGAGAGAUUGAAUAGUGUUGGAAAAGUGAUUCCAGGUUGGAAGAUUGUAUACUCAGGUGAUACUAGGCCCUGCCCGGAACUUACAGAAGCAUCUCGUGGUGCAACAGUUCUUAUACAUGAGGCAACUUUCGAGGAUGGCAUGGUGGACGAGGCUAUAGCACGAAACCACAGCACAACCAAGGAAGCCAUAGAAGUUGGGAACUCUGCGGGUGUUUUUCGCAUAAUCCUUACCCACUUCAGCCAGCGAUAUCCAAAAAUCCCAGUAUUCGAUGAGACACACAUGCAUAAGACAUGCAUCGGAUUUGACAUGAUGAGUAUUAACAUAGCCGAUUUGCCCGUGCUUCCAAAAGUACUCCCAUAUUUGAAACUGCUUUUUAGAAACGAGAUGAUAAUUGAUGAAUCUGAUGAGGUUGUAGAUGCUGCUGCAAGUGUAGCUUCUUGAUAGGAAAUUAAGUCAUUGUUGUAAUUCCCUUUUUUAAUUAGUUAAUUUUUUUCCUUAACCGUCUGUAGUUUUGAGUAAAUUAUUCAAUUUGAGAGAGCAUUGGUAAUUGCAUGUGGUCUAAUGCUAGUCUUUUUUCCCUACUACAUGCUAAACUCUCUCACCCGUUCACGCUUA
Messenger RNA from Prunus dulcis (almond), 3217 nucleotides. RefSeq names its product tRNase Z TRZ3, mitochondrial. Gene Ontology annotation, biological process: mitochondrial tRNA 3'-end processing. NCBI's taxonomy places the organism in Eukaryota, Viridiplantae, Streptophyta, Magnoliopsida, Rosales, Rosaceae. The transcript has 12 exons. Gene Ontology annotation, cellular component: mitochondrion. The coding region runs from base 83 to 3043 and encodes 986 amino acids. The record is from RefSeq and is a predicted model, not a curated record. Gene Ontology annotation, molecular function: 3'-tRNA processing endoribonuclease activity.